UUGGAUUGUUGUCAUUAUCGUAUUGACGAUCCGGAAUUGGAGAUUGUUGGGAUACUUAAUGGAGAAUUAAUAGUCCUGGAAAUGAGACUGUAAGUGGUUUUCUAAGGUUUUAGUAUAAAUAAUUACACUUAUCAGUUAAAUUGUAUAAUAUGUGUGUUUUUUUUUUUUUUUUUUUAAUUUAAUCAUAGAAACGUGUGUCAAGUGAUAAUAAAUAACGAGUACACCACGGACAAAAAUGAGGAACCGGAUGUCGAAGAACCCGAGUCGGUGGAUUCUUCCGGUAAUCAGUUUAGUGUUCAAGUUUCGAGUUCUUUGACGGCUGACCGCAUUCCGCUGUCGAUUCCUAUUUAUGUAUCGUUUUCACAAUCGGGCGAUAAUACUUUACAAAGUAUCGGUAAAUAUACAUUCUAGGAUAGAACUCUGUAUUAAAACUAUAACAGAUACCCACCGGCCUCCUAAUAAAUUAUUGUUGAUUUAAUGUAGAUUCGGAUGGCGAAGAACCCGAGUCAACAGAUUCUUCAGGUAAUCAGGCUUGUGUUCAAGCUUCGAGUUCUUCAACGGCUGACAUCGUUUCACCGUCGUUCCCCCUUUACGUUUGGCCCUCAGAGACAGGAGAUAAUGCCACCCAAAUUAUCG
Messenger RNA from Cinara cedri, 636 nucleotides. The record is from the annotation of a GenBank genome assembly. Lineage: Eukaryota; Metazoa; Arthropoda; Insecta; Hemiptera; Aphididae.